Pipistrellus kuhlii (Kuhl's pipistrelle) is the source of this 3197-nucleotide messenger RNA. RefSeq names its product ribulose-5-phosphate-3-epimerase (gene RPE). NCBI's taxonomy places the organism in Eukaryota, Metazoa, Chordata, Mammalia, Chiroptera, Vespertilionidae. The coding region runs from base 88 to 774 and encodes 228 amino acids. The transcript has 6 exons. The record is from RefSeq and is a predicted model, not a curated record. Gene Ontology annotation, molecular function: metal ion binding; D-ribulose-phosphate 3-epimerase activity. Gene Ontology annotation, biological process: pentose-phosphate shunt; carbohydrate metabolic process; pentose-phosphate shunt, non-oxidative branch. Gene Ontology annotation, cellular component: cytosol.
AGAGGCCGCGUCAGAGCGGCGCGGCCAAUCGGAGCGGCCUGCGCCGGCCCGGGACCCGUGCGGGCACUCGCUCCGGGGGCCGGCACCAUGGCGUCGGGCUGCAAGGUGGGGCCGUCCAUCCUCAACAGCGACCUGGCCAGCCUGGGCGCCGAGUGCGUGCGGAUGCUGGACGCCGGCGCCGACUACCUGCACCUGGAUGUAAUGGACGGGCAUUUUGUUCCCAACAUCACCUUCGGUCACCCUGUGGUAGAAAGCCUCCGAAAGCAGCUAGGCCAGGACCCGUUCUUUGAUAUGCACAUGAUGGUGUCGAGGCCGGAACAGUGGGUAAAGCCAAUGGCGGUAGCGGGAGCUAAUCAGUAUACCUUCCAUCUCGAGGCUACUGAGAACCCAGGGGCUUUGAUUAAAGACAUUCGGGAGAAUGGGAUGAAGGUUGGUCUUGCCAUCAAACCAGGAACUACAGUUGAGUAUUUGGCACCGUGGGCUAAUCAAAUAGAUAUGGCCUUGGUUAUGACAGUGGAACCUGGGUUUGGAGGGCAGAAAUUCAUGGAAGAUAUGAUGCCAAAGGUUCACUGGUUGCGGACCCAGUUCCCGUCUUUGGACAUAGAGGUCGAUGGUGGAGUAGGUCCUGACACUAUCCAUAAAUGUGCAGAGGCAGGAGCUAACAUGAUUGUGUCUGGCAGUGCCAUUAUGAGGAGUGAAGACCCCAGAUCAGUGAUCAACCUGUUAAGAAAUGUUUGCUCAGAAGCUGCUCAGAAACGUUCUCUUGAUCGAUGAAAGUACAAGGAGUCCAGUGUCUGCUCAUGAAAUGCUUUUAUUGGAGAACAAGAAUAUUGACUACCAAAUCACAUCACAGCUGAGGCAUUGUUGCUUUUCUGAGCAGUUCAUUCCAGUGACUAGCAUCUGUUCUGCAGAAUGUCCCAAGAGGUUAGAAAUUUAAUGAUGGGAUUUAAAGAUUAGUGGGGUGAAAUGCCAUUUUUACUGGAAGACUUGAUUUUUAUAAAGCGUAAAAAUAGUUGUAUUAAAGUUAUAAAUAGAAAUGUCUUAAUGCCUAAAGAAGGCACAUUAACUACUAUGAAAAAAGUUUUUCUCCUUCUAAAAAGAAAUUUCUAUUGUUUCUUGGCUGCUUUCCAAAAGCAAAGUAAGUUAUGUUUUUCCUGUUCCUUGUCAUUUUUGGUUUGUCUAUUAUACAUGCGUUAUGAGUAGAAGUUAGAGAAAAUCUAUGGCUGGGAUAGCAUACCGUAUACUUGCUUCUAAAACAUCUAUUUUUUUACUUUGCAUGUUAUAUUUGAUAUAAAAAAACAAUGUAUGAAGCCCAGGAUUUUUAAGGUCUGUUGUAAAAAAGCAUAGGUUUUAUGAGGGUGUUUUGUUAGCUUUGCUUUAGGGACAGAUGAUUUCCCCACCACUAUCUCACUCUUAAUCACACUGACCGUUUUUAAGGAUAUGAGAUAAUGUGCUAGCUCUGAGCAGAAAGGAAAGACUCAUUUUGGAAGGAAGAUUGAAUUUACUCUUCCCCUUUCCAAGUUUGACUUUAGCAAAAUCAAAUCAACCAACAACUUUGAGCUUCUAUUAACUGAUUUAUAUUGAAUUUAAUUAUAACAACAGAGCAGGGUUGUGUUGAGGAUUUAAAAAGAUACUCGUACAUGUGUAAAGCUUCCACCAUUGUUCCUAGAACUGCAAUAGAAUUGAGAAUGCUCAGUACAAGGUAGCUAUCAUUAUCAAGUUUAUUUUGUAGGUAAUAAAGUACUUUGCUAAUCUCAUCAAAUCUUUGAAUCACUCCUAUGAGUGGGAAGACAGGUAUUUUUGUCCCAUUUUUUAAAAACGAAGACACUAAAGCUCAGCAAUAUGCUACAAGCAUGGGAAGGACUCAGUAGGGCACAGCAUUUCUGGUCUGUACUCUACAAAUGGAGGCCUUGGAAGGUGGAUUGGGCAAAGGAAGCUUCUUUACUUAAUUGUCUUAUUUCCAGUCUAACUUGACCCCUGUAGCAGAACCAGAUUGCUGAGGAUAUCCCAGAACUAUGGAUUUUGACCCUAAAGGAUAUGUAUUUUAUUAAUCUAAAAAAGACCAGGUAGGCUAAGAAAUGGCAAGGUACAGAAUCAAUCCAUAAACUAAAUAUAUAGUGUCCUAAAUCAUACUUUGACAAUAAAUACGUCAGCCACUUUCUUAUCGCAAAUACUCUUGCUAUGUAAUACAUAUGACAAGAAAUAACAGGACCAGUUAUUAGACUACUGUGAAUUUUAAGAAAAAAAAAUUGAAAAAUAACAUGUAUGGAAUAGAGUUUUUCUUGGUUUUAUUCUACAUUACAAGGUAAAAAUUUAUUUCUUAAUGUGUACUUUGGCUUAGGAGGAAAGUUUUGUGCCAUUUAUAGGUGGCGUUUUAUCAAAUCAGACAACACAAGGCAUAUAGAAAUAACUUUAAUUAAAAAACUUUACAUAGAAGAUUACAAUAUUGAGACAUGACAGAAAGAUUUGAGUUUAUGUGCCUGGACAACUUGGUUUUGUCUGGCUUUUGUUUUCUUAAAAAAAAAUAAAAUAAAUGUACAAUAAAACUACAAGCAAAAAUUUGUCAGUAUUGAAUUUUUCUUCUUUAGAAGGACUAGCAUAAUUUCUAGUCCCUCACAAAACAGUGUAAAAUCCCCCAAGUCUGGGCCAGGAUUGUCAGUUAUAUGGGUACUACAACUUGAAUAACCUUUUUUACAUGAGAAAAAAAAAAUAAUUCAUAUACAUUGUCCUCAACUUUUAUAUAGAAAAAAAGUGAUGUAAUGUCCUCAAAAGGAAUUUUCCUUAAUGUACACUUCAGUAUCCAUUAUUGGUAAUACUGAAGCAUUAUCCUUUGGAUAGUUUUAAUUCUCACUAAUAUAUAAGUAAGAACAGAUGCUUAUUUGAAUAGAGUAAUAAUGACCAAAUUAACUAGAAAUGCAUUAAUAUUUUUAUACUGACAGAACUUUCCUUUGUGUUGCUUAUUUUAAGUUGGUAUCUUCAUGAGAUACAUAAAAUGAAGUUGCUAAAACUUGAGUUUUAAAAAGGUGAUAGUUUUAAAAACACCAAUAUUUAACUCUACUUCGCUUGUCCUAUUCUGUUAGGGGUGCAUAGAAAAUGACUUGUGUUUAGUCCAACAAAUAUCACUGAUUUCAAAUAAAGUAAUAUUGUGUUACCUGGUAUAGAAAUUUCCAUAAAUAACUUCUAUUAAACAAAUUUUU